Molecule: messenger RNA, 1369 nt
Organism: Punica granatum (pomegranate)
Lineage: Eukaryota; Viridiplantae; Streptophyta; Magnoliopsida; Myrtales; Lythraceae
Source: RefSeq, a predicted model, not a curated record
GUCAAAUGGGCUCGCUCGGCCCAGGCUACCUGGUUUCAGGAAACAGGCCAGGCCGGACAGUUCUCCCGAGCUCGGCAGACUUCCCCCUUCGCUCGGCCAAGUCAACAGCUGGAAUCGCUUGCAGCAGCGGCGGAAAUGGAGGCGGAGAACUGGGAAAGCUGUUCGAGCGACGGGGACCUCGGCGCGCAGGACCUGAGGGACGAAGAAGACGCCUGCUAUUCGUCGUUGGGGUCGGCCUCCAAGCUGCAGUUCAGGAAAGCGAGCUCGAAGGCUCGCUGGGACAGUGAGAUCGGGAUGGCCGAGGUGGUGGAGAGGAAGGGCCAGAUUUGGACGACGACGGGGAUCGUAAGGAGCGGGAAGCUUUACUGCUCAAUCGAGGAGACUGUGUUUCUUAUGGAAGUAGGGGCGCUUGUUCUUCUUGGCGAGGAUGGCGGAGGCCUCUCAUUGCAAAGUGUGUAUGAGAAGUUAGCAGAAGAGAAGAAUGGUUGUUGUUGGGAACUGUAUGAGGUCUAUAGGCAUCUCAAAUCUCUUGGUUACAUUGUCGGGAGGCACGGUGUUCCGUGGAGUCUGAAGAGUGUCAAGGGUGAUGAUGUUGCUAUCGAAGAUAAGUUCAUUACCGAGAAGUUGAGCACGCUGGACUUGAAUGAACUCACACCAGCCUUUGAUGUCUACCUCCCAAAUGGUAAAUUCAGGAAGUCCUCUCCUGGUGACCCCAGCUACGUGCUUUGCAUAACAAGGGAGAAUCCACCAUCUAGAGCAGAGGUCGAAGUUGUUGAGAAACAAAUUGGGCAUAUUCCGGUGAAGUUUUGUCACGUAGAGAAUGGAAGAGUGAGUUUCUUUUCCUUCAGCAGAGUGGAUCUUCCCGUCCUACCAUAGCAAUUUUGUGUUAGAUUAACGGAUUUAGGCCGGUGGAGGAUCUUAGUGCUCUCGUUCCAUCUGUGAGGACCAAUUCUAUGACGUGACUCCGCCAACCUUGAGCUUUAAAAGGCAGUUAAUAUGUGGGUCAUUAUGGAAGCUAAUAUGUUGCGGGAUAACGCUCGAGAUGCCAACGUGGAGAAUCACAGUAUGAGCAGACUCACAAUAUCAAUCUAAUCGAGCAGAAUGUUUCUGCAGUCUGAUCACAGUAGAAUAUUUCUAACUGUGAUGCAGUCUCAGAGACUCUUGUCAAGACCAGUUUGAUUGGUGUUGCUUUGAUUGUUAUGGGACCUGUGACAACCAAUGCAUUGGUGUAGAAGACUCCACUGGCAUCUUACUCAUUACAGCGCAGUUUAUCUAUUCUUGUGAGCAUGUAUAAUCAUGAAUCGACGGAUUGGCAUUUACCAUGUAUGAUGAAUUUACCGCUAUGAAAAACAAGUUUAUUGCUUGUGCU